AUGACCUUAGGAGGUCCAUCAAGGCCCAAAAGGCCUCUCCCUUCUCCUGUAGAUCUCACCACCCCGACUCCUCCUAAACAAACAGGUCCAUUGGAUCAAUACUUUCUCUUCAAACCGGGACCGUCACCUUCCAAGCCUGCCGAUCACAAGGGAAAGGGGCGUGUUAUCGACCUGACAAGCGAUACGAGCUCAAACAGUUCAAAAUUAUCCAAGGCUGCAAGUACGCGUAGUGCAAGUGACGAAGAUCUUCCCUCCGUAUACGAUCAACUCGUCAAAAGUUGGUCUCAACAAGGUAUAGCUCAUAGUCUCAAGACUAAAGUUUCUCAGACUCAACCAUCUUCUCAAGCUCAAUCUUACCCUCAUGGUAGCAAGUUGAAGACUGAACCUAUAUCUCCGAUAACCAAACGACAUAAGAAUAGACCUGCAACCUCUCAAAACUUCGUCGCUUCAUCAUCUUUGACAUCAGACCUUCCAAGGAAAGCGAAGAUAUACCCUUUGAAAGGACACGGUACCUUCCACGAUCCUCUGGAAAUACUUUCUAGCGAAGGAUCAUCUUCAUCUGGAACUCCGAGAGAACCUCUUAUAACUCUUCCGAAUCCUCGGAAACCAUCCUCCGUCCCCGUUUCCUCAAUUUCAGUCCCGCCAGCGAGACCACCGACCAAGGAUUUACACGAAAAUUCAGCUCUAGUCUCCCAGGUUUCUCUUCCUCUCCUCUCUGAUAUCACCUCUGUCCCCAUUACUGCCAGCCCGUUAAAGUCACGUCCAGGUCGGGGCGCUUUUGGAAGUCACGUCAAACGCUCCAGCAUGUCACCAGGAGCCCUCAAGGGGAGAAGCAUAAAUCCCAACCUAAGUCAAACGUCUUGUAUCGAUACCUUCGCCCCUAAAGAUGAUGCCUAUCAUCCUCACUCCACAUCUGACCGAUCUCAACCUUCAAAAAGAAUAGAGUUGAGGAAACGUGAUAAUGCGAUCAACUACGAGAUUCCUGCUCUAGAUGCUGAGCACUGGCCAAUCGGUCCACGCUCUCACACCAUCAGUUCAAAGAAGGAAUCUGCUCCUCGAGUCCAACCUGUACAUCCCGUCCCUGCCCACUCAUCUCCACCAAAGACAAGUAGUCCUCUGACACCUGUGGAAUCACAAGAUUCUCUGUGGAGUUUGAACCCUUCUCCCGAACACCCACGACCUCAGGCGCCCCCCGAACCUCUCACAAUAUCGGAAUCCAUGUUCGCCGAGUGUCACGAACUACGUCGCGACACCUCGAUUACUCCACCAACAAUGACCCUCCUUUGGCCAUCAAAACCCCAUCACGCCUUAACCUCUUUACUCUACACGUAA
Molecule: messenger RNA, 1332 nt
Organism: Tremella mesenterica DSM 1558
Lineage: Eukaryota; Fungi; Basidiomycota; Tremellomycetes; Tremellales; Tremellaceae
Exons: 1
Coding region: 1-1332 (443 amino acids)
Source: RefSeq, a predicted model, not a curated record